UACCGGGUCCUCCCACCGGUGGCGGCGCUGUGAGCCGCGGCCUCCUCCGUCCAUUCUCUCCCCGAGCGGACCUCCGGUGCCGGGUGACGCCGCGCCUCGUGGAUGCCGCCGAUGGAUUUCGACUCGAAGCCCAGCUGGGCCGAUCAGGUGGAGGAGGAGGGAGGAGACGAUGAUAAAACUACUGGGAGUACAUUUGAAGCAGAUGAGGAUCGAUCGACACAGAAAGGUACACAAGUUGCGGCCACCGACGCUGACAAAGUUACAACGGUUGCUCCGCCUUCACCUAAAGAAUUGUUCAAAGGGAAUCUUAAAACUGUCGUCGAUUACAAAGUUGAUGAGGAAGGGAAGAAAUUCAAGAUUAUCCGCACAUUCCGAGUCGAGACCAGGAAAGCUUCGAAAGCUGUGGCCAGGAGAAAAAAGUUGAAGAAAUUUGGAACCUCAGAAUACGAAUCGUCAGGCUCUACUGUUGCCACGACAACCGUCAGCGACGAAGUGUACAUGACCUUCAUCACCAGCAAAGAGGAUCUGUGCUGUACCGAAGAGGAAGACCCGAUGGCCAAACUGAAGGGGCAGAAGAUUGUGUCGUGCCGAAUCUGUAAAGGCGACCACUGGACCACACGCUGCCCAUACAAGGACACCCUGGGACCCAUGCAGAAGGAGCUGGCCGAGCAGCUGGGGCUUACCACAGCCGAUAAGGAGAAAGGAUCAGAUCCUGAACCAGUCCAACCAGCUCAGAGCAAGACUGGCAAAUAUGUUCCACCCAGCCUGCGAGAUGGAGCCAAUCGCCGGGGAGAAUCAAUGCAGACUAAUCGCAGAGCGGAUGACAAUGCCACGAUCCGAGUCACCAAUCUCUCAGAGGAUACACGAGAGACAGAUCUGCAGGAACUCUUCAGACCUUUUGGUUCGAUUUCUAGGAUCUAUCUGGCAAAGGACAAGAACACUGGCCAGUCCAAGGGUUUUGCCUUCAUCAGCUUCCAUCGGCGCGAGGAUGCAGCCAGAGCCAUUGCUGGCGUCUCUGGUUUUGGUUACGAUCAUUUAAUCCUAAAUGUGGAAUGGGCCAAGCCAUCAACCAACUGAAAGGUCGCAUCAUCCGAGCUUCAACGUCAAAUAAGUCAGUCAUUAACAUCAAAUAAAAUAUUGAGAUCAGA
Molecule: messenger RNA, 1148 nt
Organism: Amblyraja radiata (thorny skate)
Lineage: Eukaryota; Metazoa; Chordata; Chondrichthyes; Rajiformes; Rajidae
Gene: eif3g
Product: eukaryotic translation initiation factor 3, subunit G
Exons: 12
Coding region: 103-1077 (324 amino acids)
Cellular component (GO): eukaryotic translation initiation factor 3 complex; cytoplasm
Molecular function (GO): translation initiation factor activity; RNA binding
Source: RefSeq, a predicted model, not a curated record